Pelodiscus sinensis (Chinese soft-shelled turtle) is the source of this 2368-nucleotide messenger RNA. It is a transcript of the gene ADRA1D, whose product is annotated as adrenoceptor alpha 1D. Gene Ontology annotation, cellular component: plasma membrane. NCBI's taxonomy places the organism in Eukaryota, Metazoa, Chordata, Testudines, Trionychidae. Gene Ontology annotation, biological process: adenylate cyclase-activating adrenergic receptor signaling pathway; cell-cell signaling; phospholipase C-activating G protein-coupled receptor signaling pathway. The record is from RefSeq and is a predicted model, not a curated record. Gene Ontology annotation, molecular function: alpha1-adrenergic receptor activity.
GGGGACCGCGGCAGAAGCUCUAGGAGGAGUUUGGAGAACUCAGUUGCUGCUGCGGCUGCGGCUGGUGCCACCGGGAAGCCAGGCAGAGAUCUCGCUCGGGGCCAGCCGCGAAUGCAAAGUUUGAGCAUCCGAGGAGCUGGUGCAACCUCCCCCCCUUUAGCUCUGGAUUUUCCGCUCGGCAUCCUGGCCCGGCACGGGAGGGGAGGAUGGGCGUGAAACUGACCAGGGGGCUCUGGCUGCCUCCUCCAGCCAAGCACUUCCUCGGAUGAAGGCGAGCCGGGGGGGGUACCCCCGUGCGCUUGGGUUCUUUGCGCGCCUCCCGGUGGGGCGGGCUGGAAGGGGCUCGGAGCCGACCCCCUGGCUGGGACCAGGCAGCAACUCUUCCCAGGAGCCAGGGCGGAGGGGGAGCCUCCCUUUCCCAGCGGAGCCGCCCCUCCAUGGAGCCCGGACCCUUCUAAAAUGACUUUCCCUGCUCUGCCCAAUGCCAGCGCGCACGGGAACCAGACGGGACAGGGCAGCGCCAACGGGUCGUGGCGGGUGGGAGGACGCGGAGCCCAAUGGCACCUCCUUGCCGGCGGGCCUGGAUGUGCAGGCGGUGGGCGUGGGGGUCUUCCUGGCCCUCUUCAUCCUCUCGGCCAUCGUGGGCAACAUCCUGGUCAUCCUCUCGGUGGCCUGCAACCGGCACCUGCAGACGGUCACCAACUACUUCAUCGUCAACCUGGCCAUCGCGGACCUGCUGCUGAGCACCACGGUGCUGCCCUUCUCGGCCACCCUGGAGGUGCUGGACUCCUGGGCUUUCGGGCGCGUCUUCUGCGACAUCUGGGCGGCGGUGGACGUGCUGUGCUGCUCCGCCUCCAUCAUGAGCCUGUGCAUCAUCUCGGUGGACAGGUACAUCGGGGUCAAGUACUCCCUCAAGUACCCCGCCAUCAUGACGGAGCGCAAGGCGGUGGUGAUCCUGGGGGUGGUCUGGCUGGCCUCGGCGGUCAUCUCCGUGGGGCCGCUGCUGGGCUGGAAGGAGGCCCCUCCGCCGGACGAGAGCAUCUGCAGCAUCACGGAGGAGCCGGGCUAUGCCCUCUUCUCCUCCCUCUUCUCCUUCUACCUGCCCCUCACCGUCAUCCUGGUGAUGUACUUCAGGAUCUACGUGGUGGCCCGGCGCACCACCCGCAGCCUGGAGGCCGGGGUCAAGAAGGAGCGCAGCAAGUCCAUGGAAGUGGUGCUCCGCAUUCACUGCCGCAGCGUCCUGGAGGACUCGCUCUCCGGCGCCCGCAGCAAAGGGCACAACCUGCGGAGCUCCCUCUCCGUGCGCCUCCUCAAGUUCUCCCGGGAGAAGAAAGCGGCCAAGACCCUGGCCAUCGUGGUGGGGGUGUUCAUCCUCUGCUGGUUCCCGUUCUUCUUCGUCCUGCCCUUCGGUUCCUUCUUCCCUUCCCUGAAGCCCUCCGAGCUGGUCUUCAAGGUCAUCUUCUGGCUGGGGUACUUCAACAGCUGCGUGAACCCCAUCAUCUACCCCUGCUCGAGCAAAGAGUUCAAGAGAGCGUUCAUCAGGCUGCUCAAGUGCCGGUGCCGCCGGCGCCGCCGGCCACUCUGGAGGGUGUACGACAACCACUGGCGAGCAGCCUCCAUGAGCAGCUCGGGGCGGGAUUCUGAGCUGGACCUGGGGCCCAGAAUCGCCACCCUCAACAGCUCGUUCAUCUUGAACUCCACCGCCCAGGAACGAGCCCCGAAGAGGCGAACGCUGAGCUUCAAAGGGUGGAGGGUGCUCACCGCUUUCCAGAAACCAUCCUCCACCCAGCUGAAAGAAAAGAUGAACACCCUCUCCAACAAAAUAAAGGGCGGCUCCAGCAAAGGCGGGGUGGCCGCCGCCUACAAAAUGGAGGUGGAGUCGGUUUCGAUAGGGAUCCCUAACGACUUCAUGGAGGGCAUUGACCCCCAAAUGUACGACUUACCGGACUGCUGUGGGCUCAGAGAAACGGAUAUUUAAGACCCCGGGACAGCUGUUUGUUUGUAUUAAAAUGUGCAUUACGUGUCGUAAGAGGUGACGAAAACGGGAGGUCUGUGAUCACUGCCCACAGAGCUUACAGGGUGCUCUAGGAACAAGGGUGGAAACACUCAUGCGCCUGUGGAAGGUCAGAGUCUUCUCCUCCGUAUUGUCAGGCGAAGGGAGCAGUGAGACUGCGAGGUCCGGAGAAACAAUCGGUGGGGGGAUGGUGUCUCAUAAUUGCAAAAGCUGCUGUCUAGUUCCCCAGAAUGGCACAGCAGUUAUCAAAAAGGGGAAAAUUCCACACCACGGAGACACCAAAGCUGGGUGGAAUUCUCCUGUCUCAGUGCACGUGACCAUGUCUCUUUCCAGAGGCUGUUCCCAGCAAGGAGU